UAAAUCAAGCUAAACUUCUCACUUAUAUGAAAGUUGCAUCAAAUUAUAUUAUAUUGAAAUCGAUAUGUGAACAAGAAUACACAAGUUUGCAGAAAAACAUUAGCCUUUGCUAGGUAGAUUAAGCAAAAAGAAUUACUGAUGGGCAGAAUUUUAUUUUAUAUUAUGAUUCCGGAAAUACCACACCGAUAGAUCUAUCCUGUAGUUUAACCUAGAAAAGAAUUAGAUAGUUAUGAAAUAUAAUGACUACUAUGAUUCACGGAUGGGUUACUCACCUGGAUUGGGAAAACCGGACCACAUUGAUUGCUCAUAACAAUGAAUCGAAAAUAUCUAUGUUUACCAAAAUAGAGUACCAGGAGUGCAUACAACACAAAAUAACUUUUCUGGCUUGGAACGCAUAUUAACGAAACAAUCGCCUGUGUGGUAAAGAUCAAUUUAUACAUUAAAAUCAUUGAAGCCAAAACGUGUUUACAUUCAUGUCGUAUUAUUAUUGUUCAACUUUGACAUUUGAACCAAAUGUUGUUUACCUGUUACAUGAAACAGGAUUUAACUAAAUUUGAAGUUUGUUACUUAAAGUAUUGAUGACAGAGAUGACGAAUGUGAGAUAUUUCGCCGUUUAUUCAUCGAUGGUAUGUAUCGUUUUUUGUGUCGGACUUGAAAAGGUAGAUAAUAGUUUACCAACUGUGAAAAAAGAAGACCAGACAGCAUACAUGAAUUGUUCUGUCAUAAAUUUACAUAAUAAAGAACAGUCACAAUGGAAUACAAAGACCCACUCAACUGAUGAUCCGUCAUAUAUUUCAUCGGAUGGCAUUGUUCGAUUUGAUCUAUUUGUUGAAGAGAGAAGCACAUAUAGUGUAGUGAAAUACAGAAGAAACAACCGUCAAACGUACCAACUGAUGAUAGAGUCACUUACAGAGAUUGAAGCAGGGAACUACACAUGUCAGAUAUAUCUUCCAAAUCACAACUACGAGGAAUUAACUAGAAUGUUAAAUAGUGUAACUGUACAAAUUGCUCCGUACAUAACAACUGCUAGUGCUGCAACUAUUACUGUACAGGAAGGAGAAAACGUCACACUAGUUUGCGAAGCUUAUGGUUAUCCAUUACCAAAUAUCACAUGGAAAAGAGAAGACGGAUCCCCGCUCCAUCAUGGUGGACUACAGCUUAUAAAUGGACUAUACAGAAUUAACAAUGUCAAUGCCACAGAUCGUGGAUUAUUCAUAUGUUCUGCUGAUAACAAUGUAAAGCCACAUGCAUCAUACUCAGUACAGCUUAAAGUCUUAUGUGCUCCUUAUUGUACAGCUAUCCAGGAUACAGUCGGACAAGAACCAGAUCGAAUGUAUCAUGCCAUAUUAGAAUGCCUAGUAUUUGCUCAGCCCAGAGCAGAAGUUAUAUGGUAUAAAGAAAACAGAACAUCAUUAAUUAAUGAACAAAUUCUGGAUAAUGAUAAAUACACGCUAGAACAACAAUAUGAUGAGAGGUUGAGAGAUGACGAGAAAUGGUACACAUUAAAAAUAAACAAUGUAGUAAGAAGCGAUUAUAGAGACUAUUACUGUACAGCUCUGAAUAAACUUGGAAAGAAUCAAGCUAAAUUUACACUUUUUGAACCAUUUGUAUACUAUUAUAAUUUAAAUUAUAAUACAAUCGGGAAAGCACCAUCAACCCAUCAAGUGUCAGUAGUAACAUAUAUGUUUGGAUUCCUUGUCAGCUUUAUACUUUUAUGAAGUACUGUUAAAGUUGAAUUUUUCGACUGAAAGAAAACGUUGCUGAUCCAUGGUUUACAACUAGGGUGUCGUGAAUAUAGGCCAAGAUACUUUUUAUCAUUUUCUUAUGUAAUUGUUUCCCGUACUUUCGCGCACACUAUUGUUAAUGUAACGUAACGUUAUUGUUACGUAUAUCUUUCAUAUUACGAUCAUAAAGAAUGUAAACUAGCAAGACGUUAUUUUUCCUCCACAACAAAAGUGAAUAACCCUCAAGAUAUAGGGAAUGAAGUUUAUACUAAGAUAAGACUCAAUAUUAACAAUUUAUUGACCUUUUCAUUGUUUUUCAUGUUUUGUUUAAUUAUAUUUUCAACACGUGUUUUGAUACAUAUGUAUACAAUACAUCCCCUUGAUAACUACACAAAGAAAUGCCUUAAAAAAUGUAUGGCUUUCAUUCAUUUGAUUUAUUGUAUUUUCAAAUUUAAAUUAAUUCAUUCAGGUUCCCUUUUCAGUCUUGUUAAUCAAAUAAUAUCCUAUAUAUUGAAAUGUAUUUCCCCAAUAAAGUAUGAAAAUAUCUAGUAUGCAAUUUAUGAGAGGUACUGUGACUUACAAGCCAUACUAUACUAUUAGACUACUGAAUGUUACAUACUAUCUCGUAGACACACUUUUAUAACUCACACAGAGAUUUGUGUUCGUAACAGCCGACAAAGCAGCCAACAGUGUGAUAUUGGUAAGACAGCAAUUAUAUACGGAUGGGUUUCUGCGUCUACAUUCAGGUCCGUGUGCUCUACAGAAAGUCAGGAGAAACCAGUCAAGGCAUACUGCUCUAUAAACGUUUUUAAUAUUCUAUGAACAUCUGAUUAUGUUAUCAAGAAAUUAAUCAUCCUAUGUUCGUAUAUUAUAAGGUUUUUUGUGACUGGUUAGUUGCGUUUUGUUAUACUUUAAUCAAAUGAAUAAUAGCCCAUUUGGCAUUGUAUGAGUUGAAGUUGUUUUGUACAAAUUUGAUAAGCAGCUUUUACUGUUUUUUAAGUUUUGCUAACAUUUAAAUUUUCAUUUAUUAUGAUUUUAGUUUAUUAUGAACUUGUCGUCUCACUUUAUUGGUUAGUUAUUGCACACAGCCAAUGACGUCACUGUGUACAUUCCAUUGUUAAUCGUAUUUGACUACGUCAUUACUUCACAUGAUGUUUGUGUCUGAUGUAUGCCGAGGUGCAAAUAAUACAUGAACUUCUAUCGUUUCGGUUAGCUUUUUUUCCACCAUUCCCCCGCCAUCCUUGUUUUUAGUGUCAUUUUUGAUUUUCAUUCAUAAAAUUUGUUUCUUUUAAAUCUAUUAUGUGUUUUUAAUUAGAUUGAAAUUUAUGUUAUGCUUGAUUAUUUCUUUUUCGAUUAAGAAUUUUUAUUUCUUUGUACUUAUAUGGCAUAAAUUAUACUGACCAUUGACCUCACAGUUUUGAUACAAUACUGAAGUAAGGUAGAAAUACCUCAUUGUUAAAAGAUAUUGAUGUAUGCUCUAAGUCUCUGAUUUUCACACCAUAUUGACUGACGUAUGUUCCUUAGUACAUUUUUGACGACAUACAGACCUAUCACCAGCUUGCCUCAUUUGUUUAUACAUUGCUUCUGUUGGUUUUUUUUUACCUUUUAACUUAUUAUAUUUUGUUUGUUAAGAUCUUAUUUUUUUCAUUAUUUGAUGAAUGGCUUCGAUUCAAAAGUUUAAGUCCAUCUAUAAAACAUUUUUUCAAGAUUUGGUUAUAGAGUUAUCUCCCUUUGCGAUUGGAGGUAAGAAGAAUAUACAUGAUUGGUUUUAACUGUGUACUUGUAUAAGUAAGUCCCUAAUUGCUAUAUUGUAAAAAAUAAAAUAUUUGUAUACUAUUUAUUAAACAAUAGUUUAGUA
This is a messenger RNA of Mytilus trossulus (common blue mussel), 3582 nucleotides long. RefSeq names its product lachesin-like. The transcript is spliced from 7 exons. Gene Ontology annotation, cellular component: neuron projection. The record is from RefSeq and is a predicted model, not a curated record. Lineage: Eukaryota; Metazoa; Mollusca; Bivalvia; Mytilida; Mytilidae. Bases 579 to 1718 code for a protein of 379 amino acids.